Pangasianodon hypophthalmus (striped catfish) is the source of this 4916-nucleotide messenger RNA. RefSeq names its product ADAMTS-like protein 2. Gene Ontology annotation, biological process: extracellular matrix organization. The record is from RefSeq and is a predicted model, not a curated record. Gene Ontology annotation, molecular function: metalloendopeptidase activity. The transcript is spliced from 18 exons. Gene Ontology annotation, cellular component: extracellular matrix. The coding region runs from base 15 to 2801 and encodes 928 amino acids. NCBI's taxonomy places the organism in Eukaryota, Metazoa, Chordata, Actinopteri, Siluriformes, Pangasiidae.
UAAAGUGAAUCGCGAUGUCCAUCAUUGGUUCUCCCUCUGUUCCUGGCGGUGUUUUAAGAUCAGGGGGCGAGGACUCCCCUCUCUCACAUGAACCAUGCACUGCCUCUGGACCACAGCACUCUUACAGACGCUCCUUCACUGUCUUUUCUUCAACAUACGGACCUUUGAUAAAGGCGCAGCGUUCAGCAUUAAGCAGGGAGGGGACGGAGGAGCUCCACCCGGAUGAAGUGGCUCAGUGGUGGGGUGAAUGGAGCAGCUGGUCGACCUGUAGCUGGACAUGCGGAGGAGGCGUUCGCUCACAGGAGCGCCACUGUCUGCAGCAGAGGCUCACUACCACACACAACAUUAACAGUUCCUUCUGUGCUGGAUCUCCUAAGCAGUAUCAGUUGUGUACUAACCAGCCGUGCCCCAACAGCAGAAUCAGCUUCAAACAGCACCAGUGCUCCCAGUUCAACUCCAAAGCCUUCAGCAGGAAACACUAUGAGUGGGUUCCCCUCUAUCCAGAUGAUUACAUCAGCAUUUCCAGCAAGCCGUGUGACCUGCAGUGCACCACCACCACGGGAGAGAGACAGCUAUUGGUUCCGGCACACGACGGGACCUUUUGCAGGAAUGGUGUCUACAAGGGCGUCUGCAUCGAGGGCCAGUGCCAGGUGGUGGGGUGUGAUGGGAAACUGUACUCCAGUAAAUCUGUAGACAAAUGUGGCAUCUGCGGUGGAAACGGUGACACCUGCUACCGGAUCUCUGGAUCUUACCGGAAAGGGAUCACACAGUUAGGCUAUGCCUUUAUUACUAAUAUACCUGCUGGAGCCACGGACAUCCAGAUCGUCGAGCGGCGGAAGACUGAAAACAUCUUGGCUCUGUCUGAUGAAGCUGGCCACUUCUUCUUUAAUGGCAACACUGUAAUCGACAACCCGCGCAACUUCCCCAUAGCAGGAACAGUGUUUAAGUACCGGCGGCCAGUUAACCUCUUCUCAGACGGCUUUGAGUACAUCAUGGCCCAGGGUCCUACCCAGCAGGGCCUGAACGUCAUGUAUCACAACCUUAAUGGAAAGAUGCCUCACAUCACAUACGAGUACACGGUGCCCCGCGUGUCCUCCACCCCAGCAUCAUCCACCCAGGAGCAGCCUCCACUGGGCAGCAUGAUGGCCAACGCUUCCUAUUCACAGCACCCCAUCACCGGGAACGAGGUGGAGGCUCGCAGUGAGAACAGCGAAGACGAGAAGAACCAGAGUGCACCUCUGGAGCCUAAGGGGAACAUGGAGGCACAUGGAGAUGUUCGGCAGGAACACCAGGCUCCUUGUAACCUCAGUGAAAAUCCCGAGGUGCUGCGCCUUAGAGUGUCUGGAGGGGUUCUCCGUAAUAAGCUGGGAAAGCAGGACGGCUUUGGUUCCCAACUGAACCUGAUUGAAAGCGACACAUCCGGUGUGAUUAAUGAGACAAAGAGUGUGAAGAACAACCUGGCUCUGCAGAUCCACACGACGACCCAGAGAGAGUUUGAGUUUGAGACAAACAGCACCUCACAGCACAGAGCUCAUCUCCUCCCACUCCAGCAGGGGGCACCAGAGCGCCUCCCACUCACUGACAGUAAUGAGUUUGAGGUGGUGUCUCUCGACCAUGAUGUCAGUCCGGCAGGCGUGUACAGGUGGAAGGUGUCUGCGUACGCACCCUGCAGUUCAACUUGUACCACAGGUAUCAGCACAGCGUAUGCUUUGUGUGUAACAUAUGAUGGUUCUGAGGUUGAUGAGAGUUACUGUGAUGCUUUGACUCGACCUGAGCCUACGUAUGAAUUCUGCACAGGCAGAGAGUGUCUACCCAGGUGGGAGACGAGCCGCUGGAGCGAGUGUUCUCGGACAUGUGGUGAGGGCUUUCAGUUUCGGACGGUGCGCUGCUGGAAGAUGAUGGCACCCGGCUUCGACAGCUCUGUGUAUGACGAUCUGUGCCACGCUGCCGAGCUGCACAAGCCCAUGGCACGCAAAUCCUGCAGGAGCAAAUCCUGCGGCCCUCAGUGGGAAGUGUCGGACUGGUCUGAGUGCUCAGCACGGUGUGGGCGCCGUGGUGUGAGGAGCAGGGAGGUGCGGUGCUCCAUGGAUGCUCGCCUGUGUAGCGAGUCCACACGUCCAAUCAGUCAAAGGGAGUGUGACGGACCGCCAUGUGACCGCAGGUGGACUGUCUCGGACUGGGGACCGUGCUCAGGGCCGUGUGGAGAAGGCCGCAUGAGGCGUUACGUGGUGUGUAAGAGCAGGAACGGGAAGGUGAUCUCUGAUGGUCACUGUGAUCGGGAGAUGAAGCCCCUCGCCGUGCAGUCGUGUGGAGCCCCAGACUGCCCAGCACACUGGGUGGAGCAGGAGUGGGAACAGUGUAAUGCGACGUGUGGGCGCGGGGUAAAGAGCAGGCAGGUGGUGUGUGCUGGGCUCGAAGCUGGUGUGUUUAAGGAGUUUCCUGAUCAUGUGUGUGCUCACUCACCCAAACCCGAGGAGAGAACCGCAUGCUUCGAGAGGCCUUGCUCCAAAUGGUUCACCACGUCCUGGUCUCAGUGCAGUAAGACAUGUGGGAGCGGUGUGAGAGUGAGGGAAGUGAGGUGUUACCAGGGAGAGGAGAUCGGUCACAGCUGUGACUCCACAAUGAAACCUCAGGCCAGACAGAGCUGUGAGGUACAGGCUUGUCCUACUGAGGCACCAGCAGAGGAUGUUUGUGAGGACAAAGCGACAGCAAACUGUGCGCUGGUGUUGAAAGUAAAGCUCUGCACACACUGGUACUACAGGAAGGCCUGCUGUCUGUCCUGCAAGACCAAAGGUCACUAAAGAGCUGCUGAACCCUAUCUGGGCCAUUCCACUCAAUGUGAAGAACCCCAAAUUUACACACACACACACACACAUACACACACAUACACACAGUAACUCUAUGACCCUAACCUGUUACCCCAACAUCUACACCCAGCUGGUUACCUACAACUACUAUAACUCUACAAAUCUAACCUGUGAGACUAAAAUCUCUGUGCUGAUCUAAUAGCUAUUCAGAUUGGUAGCUCACAGGCUACAUGCUAACUUCUGAUCCACAAACUACACUCUGACUCAUUAUACCUAAAACUUAAUUCAAAUCUAGUCACUCAAAAAAUGUAUCCAAACCUGUUACACCCAGAAACUACAUUCUAAACUGUUGCCAUUUUAUUAGGGCAUUUACUAUACUAUACUAUAACAUUUACACUGUAAACCUCACAAUACACCAUAACCUGUUAACCUCGACCAGCUACAACCUAAACCUUACUCCAUAUUUUUAAACUACAUACACAACCCCCUAAACUACCCCAUGCAUUUUUCAUGCUCUUAGUGCAAGCACUCCCACCACAAAGGUGAGCUAAUUACAGUGCUCCAGUCCUAUGAAUGUAAGGUUUUAUAUAUCAGUAAGUUCUUCUGUCUUCUCUGGAUCGCGUGCAGCUUACAAAACAACUUCACGAAGAGUACCAAACUCAUGGGGCAAACGGCCUGAGUCUGGUGGAAAAGAAACCUUAAGUGUGAAAACAGCCUUACUAAUGUCCUGCUAGGAUGAUCAGAAAAAAAAAAAAAAAAAAAGCCUUACGUACCUCCAAACUGCACCUUAACUGAUACCCUUAUACUAUCCACUGACCUGUUGCUUAUUAAUUACACCAAAUCUGUACCCCUAAACUACACCUAAUGUUUUAUUCAAACUGCUUGGGAAUAUUUACCUUCAACUGAACACUUAAGCUACAUCAAAACUUGUAUCCCCAAUAUUUAUCCUAACCUGUACAUGUGAUCCUGUACCCUUAAAUUACAUCCUAACCCGUUCUAUUAAAUCUUCUCAUACUUGGCACACUGAACCCCAACACUACACUCUAACCUGUAUAUCUAAUCUGUAUAAACAAGGUGCUAUAUUAAGUGGGGUUAUUCUCAUCAGGCCCCUCAGGCAGCUCCCCUCACUGCACAGGCUGUUCCCGAUCCAUGGUAAAGGAUACGCUGUUUUAUUACUGAGUGUACGGAACACGCCACUCUCUUGUACUGUAUCACUGAUUCACUGACACACACUUUUCAUAUUUGUAAAAAAAUUCUUGUUUUUACUUUGAAUGUGUUUGUGAUGACCUGUAAUGGAGGUUAAAACAAAAAAAGAAAUAAAGUCAAUGUUGUUUGGCCUUGGUGCAAUCUUAUUCUUAAGACAGAAUGAUAAUGGACUUUGGUAAGGUGUUUUUUUUUCUGUUGCAUUGGCUAAAUAGUGUAAAUGGUAGUUUCAUACCACAUUACAAGUUCCCUAGAAUUGCAGGAGAUGGGCUAUAAUACACUUCCCUAAUCAGACUUCUGCAUUAGAAACUGAGGAACCUGAAGUUUGGUUAAAUGUAUCAGUACAUUGCAAGCCAGUUUACAUUAAUAGACUCAACGUGUUAUUUAUCUACUUGUUAUCUGCAAAGUGAAGGUUUUACAAUGCCAGUGAACUAGAAGUGAACAGAUUUGCUUAUAAAAAAGUACUACUUAUUCAGUACUUAUUAGCUUAGGAUCAGCACUGACUAACUUGGGUGAUGAUGGGUGUAAAAAAAUAUUUUAUGCAUACAUUAAUUCUAUAGUGAUAAUGCACAAAUAAAUCCACAUAAAAGUGGGACUGUGUCUUUAUAGUGUAACAGAUAUUAUAUCAGCGGAAUUUAGGCAAAUACAAUAAUUAAGAUUUUGAACUGGAAAUAAAAUAUGGGUGGUUUAAAAACAUUUUAUUAGGUUACUAUUUAACAUCUGGAUAAGUCAGUGUGCCUGAAUAUACACAAAAAGCUGAUGAGGUAGUUACAGGGUUUAAACAUGCCAAUUGGUCAAACACAAGCAGAAUCCAGUCCAAGCACAGGACUGUACAGUUGAGGUUUUAAGGCUUAUCUGAUGGGCCCAACUGUGGCUGACUGGCAGUUUUGUGGGUUUUUGAAUCUA